Molecule: messenger RNA, 1450 nt
Organism: Ziziphus jujuba (common jujube)
Lineage: Eukaryota; Viridiplantae; Streptophyta; Magnoliopsida; Rosales; Rhamnaceae
Product: jasmonate-induced oxygenase 2
Exons: 3
Coding region: 80-1150 (356 amino acids)
Molecular function (GO): dioxygenase activity
Source: RefSeq, a predicted model, not a curated record
UAAGCAUCGAUCCCUCCACAAGCUCUCUUCUUUUCCAAAAAGCAAUAUUCAGAAAAAUUAAGAUAAGCAGGCAGCAGCCAUGGGAGAAGUCGAUGAAACUUUCAUCCAAGACCCCGAGCACAGGCCAUGCCUCUCCAUCAUCGAAGCCGAAGACAUUCCAUUGAUCGACCUCUCACCCAUAAUAACCUCCUCUUCCUCCUCCAACCCAAAAGCCAUUAAAGAAGUGGUGAAACAGAUAGGCAGUGCAUGCAAGGAGUGGGGAUUCCUUCAAGUGAUCAACCAUGGAGUUCCUGUAGAAACACGUCACAAGCUCGACACCGCAGUGAGGGAGUUCUUCAAGCUUCCAUUGGAGGAGAAGAGGAAAGUGAGGAGAGACGAGUCGAAGGUAAUGGGUUACUAUGACGCUGAGCUCACUAAGAAUGUUAGAGAUUGGAAAGAGGUUUUGGAUUUUGUGGUGAAGGAACCCACAGUUGUGCCUGCUUCUCCUUAUCCGGACGACAAAGAAGUCACGCAGUGGUACAAUCAAUGGCCUGAAUAUCCUCCUCAAUUCCGGGAAGCAUGUGAAGAAUAUAAUGAACAAGUGGUCAAAUUGGGUUUGAAGUUGAUGGAGCUCAUUGCUAUGAGCUUGGACCUUCCAGCAAACAGGUUCCAUGGAUACUUUGAAGAUGAAACCAGCAAUCUUAGAAUCAAUUACUAUCCACCAUGUCCAUCUCCUCACCUAGCUCUUGGACUUGGUCGCCACAAGGAUGGUGGUGCUUUAACAGUGCUAGCUCAAGACGAUGUUGGGGGAUUGGAAAUCAAACGUAAAACUGAUGGAGAGUGGAUUCGUGUUAAACCUAUCCCACAUGCUUUUGUCAUCAAUAUUUCCAAUAUACUUCAGACUUUUAAGGUUUGGAGCAACGACAGAUAUGAUAGCGUGGAGCACAGGGCGCUGGUGAACUCAGAGAAGGAAAGGCUUUCCAUUGGACUCUCUCUGAACCCUGCACACUACACUCUGGUCAAGCCCUUGGAGGAGUUAACCGACGAGCAAAAUCCUCCUAAAUUUAGGCCAUACAGCUGGGGCAAGUUUAUGACUCAUAGGAAGCUCACUAAUUUUAAGAAACUCAAUAUUGAUAACAUCCAAAUUGACCAGUUGAGGAUUCUAGAGUAAAUGUAAAUGAAAUAGUCCUACCAUGAAGGUAUCGUUCAAUUAACGACAUUAAACGCAGUUAGACAUUUUAAUUAUGCAUAGCUAAUAACCCAGUGACAAAUACACCAUAUCUGUGUUUUAACAAAAUAUGAAUAUUUGAAUGGUAGAAUAUAUAUAUAUAUAUAUAUAUAUAUAUGAGCAAGUAUGUUACCCUGAAGUAGAACCAGAAAAGCAAUAAUAAAGUUUCCCAAAUUCAUGUACUGGAAAGUUUCCAUAUAUAGAUUCAUGUUAUAUGUUGUAUUUCAAUACGGAAUAAAAGGU